Messenger RNA from Purpureocillium lilacinum, 255 nucleotides. NCBI's taxonomy places the organism in Eukaryota, Fungi, Ascomycota, Sordariomycetes, Hypocreales, Ophiocordycipitaceae. The record is from RefSeq and is a predicted model, not a curated record.
AUGGACCCCAGUCCUUGUUUGUUUGCUUGCUUGUCGGGGUUCAAUGCUUGCGUUGUCCUUGAGCGCCGCUGCGGCCCGUCCCCCGACACCACACCACACCACACCCCUCGACACAACGACACGACACGACACGACACGAUUGGCAGCAGACGCCCCUAUGGCGCCCCGUACGUCGGAUGCCAGGAUUCUGGACGACCUCUCUCACUGCCGCUGGGCUUCGCCGUGCUAUCUCCACAGACCGCUGUGAAACCCUGA